This is a messenger RNA of Paralichthys olivaceus (Japanese flounder), 1521 nucleotides long. It is a transcript of the gene dnajc5aa, whose product is annotated as DnaJ (Hsp40) homolog, subfamily C, member 5aa. Gene Ontology annotation, cellular component: intracellular membrane-bounded organelle; presynapse; membrane. Gene Ontology annotation, biological process: regulation of synaptic vesicle cycle. NCBI's taxonomy places the organism in Eukaryota, Metazoa, Chordata, Actinopteri, Pleuronectiformes, Paralichthyidae. The record is from RefSeq and is a predicted model, not a curated record.
UUUCAUCCUCAUCAUCAUCAUCUUCAUCAUCGCAGUCCGCCUGUGCACGCGCACGUCGGGUCUCCGUGGGGGUUGGGCAGGGGGCGGAGUCAGAUCCGUGCUGCAGCUGUCCAUGGUUGUGUGAAGCCUCAGAGGUUUUGUACUAUGCGGCCAUAGUCACUACAGCGUCAAAAACCACGAGCUGCAGGGAUCCUUCGGUUUCACAGAGCACCGCAGAAGACUGAAAGUCUGUGGACAUAAGGAAUCAUGGCUGAGCAUCAGAGGCAACGCUCUCUGUCCACCGCUGGUGAGUCUCUCUACCUCGUGUUGGGAGUUGACAAGAUCGCCACAUCCGAUGACAUCAAGAGAUCUUACAGGAAGCUGGCGCUGAAGUUCCACCCUGACAAGAAUCCUGACAAUCCAGAAGCAGCAGAUAAGUUCAAGGAGAUAAACAACGCCCAUGCGAUUCUGAACGACCCCACGAAGCGUAAUAUUUACGACAAAUACGGUUCCCUGGGCCUGUAUGUGGCCGAGCAGUUUGGAGAAGAGAAUGUUAACACUUACUUUGUGCUCUCCAGCUGGUGGGCGAAGGCUCUGUUCGUGUUCUGCGGCCUGGCCACCGGCUGCUACUUCUGCUGCUGCCUGUGUUGCUGCUGUAACUGCUGCUGUGGAAAAUGUAAACCGAGGCCUCGGGAAGGCCAAGACCAGGACUUUUACGUGUCCCCCGAGGACCUGGAGGCCCAGCUGCAGUCUGACGAGAGAGAGGCCGGUGGCGAUCCCAUAGUGUUGCAGCCGUCGGCCACAGAGACGACCCAGCUAACAUCGGAUGGGCACCACUCCUACCACACUGACACCGGCUUCAACUAACCCCCUGUCCCCAGCGAUCCUGGCCUGCGGCCCUGCCUGCUUUCCCUGCUCCACCUCCGUGAGACGACUGAAACGGGCGAUCCAUCUUUCCACUUCCGAUCGGGAGCCAUGUUGAGGAGAGGGACUAGUAAGCAUGGCCCAUGAAAGGAACUAAUGAAGUCACAUCCCUUACACCCCUCCCUGAUUGGUCCACCCACUUAUUAACCCCAGUGCGAUAAGAAAAGAGAAACAACCAAAUUAUUUGUUUUUUUUUAUUUCUUCUUUUGUAUUUCUUGGCCUUUAACCACACAGGUCGCCUACCCCCACUUUCCCUCUCCCAUUCUCUGCAUCACGGUGUAGCAUGCACUGUUUAAAAAAACAUAGUCUCCAGUUUUCCUGUCAUCCUUUGCAACAUUUUUACUUUGCAAGAUUCAUAAUGUGGGUGCAUACGUACGUGCAAUACGUUCAUCUGAGUACAGUUCACCAGGAGGAGGUAAAGUUUACGUGAUAGUUUCUGCUAAAGGAAGGAGAGCCAUGGCUCAGGGAGGUGCUGGUUAGAGAGAUGUUUGUUCCGGUUCAGUGGUGCCAUCAUCGGUAAACCUUUCAAGAACAGAGGUGUCAUAUUUUUGAUUUGAGAAUUCCACCUGCCAUCCUCAGCCCUCCUCUGUGUGUGUGUGUGUGUGUGUGUGUGUGUGU